AUGUUAUAGCCCAUCUGCACAUGGUUAUUUGGAAGGCCAUUGAGAAGUCACUGUGACCUCCAUCUGCCUCACUGUGGAAAUAAAGAGGUGUGGAUCAGUCUGGAGAAGACUGUGCUAGAACAAGCUAUGAGUCAAGGCAUAGAGGAAAAAGCCAUCAAGCACCAUGGUUGUUGGUUGUAGCCAUGUUGGUCUAAGGACAUAAGCGGACAAGGUUAUUUUGAAAUCCUAGGAUAUGAUUUCUAAUCCCGAGCAAGCAGUCCAUGUGGAUCUUCAAGAGCAAAUCCCCACCUGCUUUAUCGUGUUCAAAAUACACCAUCAAGGGCUUUGGCACUUUGCACAGAGGAUCAAUGUGGCGCAUCUACAUGUGCACUUUAAUGCGCAUUAAAGUGUCACAAAAAACAGUGCGCUUUCACUAAUGCACAUUAAAAUAAGGUAAUGCACCUUUUUCUAGUACCUCACAAUGGAGGUACUACAUUUUAUGCACAUCAGUAUGAGCACAUUAAUGAACAUGUAGACACGCAACUGGUACUAGAUUUAACGUGUAUUACCUAAACUGCAUUAAUCGCGCAUGUAGACGCACAGUGUCGCUGGGUUAAGCAGAGACUGAGGCAGUGCAGCAUAUCCUAGUGCGGUGAGGUCCCACCUUUUUGGCUGGCGUACCACAGAUUAGCCCUGCACCCUUCUUGGUGCCACUCCGAUCCCCUUCCCCUACACAAUCUGCUGCUCUGCUUUCUGCUCCCUACUAGUGCCCCUUGCCUGCUCUCCCACUCUGCUUUUUGCUCCCUGUCCCCUCCCAGGGCAAUGUUGUUCAUACCAUGAUGGCUCAGGACUCUCUGCUGAUGUGAGAUUGGAUGAAUGAAUGAAUCAUUCAGCUUUAAACAGACAGACAGCAGCAACUGGGGGUAUAAGCAUGUGUGGAGGGCACUGGAGAAGCUGGGAAGAGGCAGGUGAAAUACUGGUGCUGUGACACGAGGGGCCAGGGGAGCAGCACGGAGGAUACUUGAGCUACUGGCACAAGCUCAAGCAAUUUGGAUUAGGACCCAGGUGCAGGGGGAUAUGCUCUGCCCCUGAGGAGCAGGACACACGUGCCCCUGUCCUGAUGUGACCCUGGGAGCUGGACUCAGUGCUCCCCGUGUGCAGCUCGGGGCUCAGAGCCUGUUUCUGCAUCAGGCCCCUCCGGGGAUAGAGCUGGUGUCCGGACACUGCCCUGCCUCCUCUCUGGUCCGCUGUGGUGGGACACGGGUGCUGAGCUGGGGCACUGCUGCACGUGCACAGCAACCCUCAAUUCGGCACUUAUGCAGAAAGCACCUGGAGUGGUGACUGCAUUGCUUUCUGGGGGUGUAACACCAGGGCCAGACACUGUUCCAGCACCAGUCCCAGCAGCAGCCAAAAUACUCCUCUUCUGACCAGUGAUCCCAGUUUAUCCAGUAGCAGCCUUUUUGGCUACAGCAUCCUAGAGGAACUCAUGUCCCCCGUGCUCUUGUCAGGGUCCCUGCUUCCCAAAACAGAGCCCGCAGCCUGUAAGCGUGUCUGCACUCGGCGUGCCGGCGGCGUGUCCAGCCCCGCACGUGGCCACGCCAAUGCGGAUCCAUGUUGUUGCGUGCCAGUGACACCAGUUAUUCUAUGCUCAUUACUUACCACUCUCCCAGUGCUUGGGCCAGCUGCCAACAUCAUCCAGAAGGAGGGCACGUUUCCUGCCAGGUCAUGGACAGGAGCGCUACGUGGUGGUGGCCCAAGACAUGAUACUCGUGGGGCCCGUGGGAAACUCACCGGCUGGACGUCGCAUCCCGGGUCAGGAUCACACGGACACUAUCCCGCGAGGGAGGUUUCAGCAAGUUCAGUGCGAUGCAAGGUCCUUCAGGCAGGAUGCGGGGAGGUGAGAUGCGGCGGGGCGGCUGCAUCACGAUCUGUCCUUGUCUCCCGAGCCAGAAAUUGUAGAACCGCGAGCCCUGUUUUCUACAAAACCAGAGCGACUGGCCUUAAUUACAGGCUGGCCUUUUAAUUCCCUCUGGACCAAACCCUGCCUAUUUGAAAGGAGGUGAUGCCCGGCAGCGGUCAGCCAGGGGCCUGCGGCUGACCAGAGGGGAGGCACGAGGGGUGGGCGACGUGGGUAUCUGCUGCAGCCACGUGCCGGCUCUCCCUCUGGGCUGCCUGGCCUAAGACUCCUGCAAUGUCCCAUAGCUGUGCCUGUCCCCGGGACACCAGCUCAUCCCUGCCAGGGCAGUCCCUGGGGACAGGCUGCUCCGCGUGACUCCUCCCCCGGUGUCCCCGGCUCCUGGGGACAGCCCUGCCCUGCAGCUCAAACGCAGCUGCUGCGAAGCCAGCGCUCGGCGUGGCUCCGACUCCCUCUCACUCCAGAUUUUGAGACCCUUGAGCCAUGGCCACGGCAUUCGCUCCAAAAAUCAGCCAGGUGCUGAUGACACCGGACCCCCACCACAUCCCUGGCUACGCUGGGUACUGCCCCCAGUACAAGUUCAGGCUGGGCCGGACAUAUGGGAAGCUGACCUCCCAGCUCCUCACCUGCCCCGAGGUUGCCCGCUCCCCACAUCUGGUGCUGCAGCCGACCCAGGGCCCCUGCGGCAAUGCUCAGCCCCCAGAGCAGGAGGAGAAGCUGCUGGAGGUGCCGAGAGCCGGCUGGGGGGCCGGCAUCCUCCCAGUGAGCUGCAGCAUGAUCCCGGGAUACACAGGAUUCAUCCCCAGAGCCCAGCACUUCUUCGCCAAGACCUACCUGGAGAUCUGCAAGGAAGCUAGGAGCGACUUCGCCCGGCAGCAGCGUAGAUCCUGGGGUGGGCAGGAGCAGCCCAGGGCCUGCCAGCCCUGCCUGGACCCCGCACAGGGGAGCAAGGAGCCUGCGGCUGGGAUCCCCGGCUCCGAUCACCGACUGCUCCCCACGGUCAUGGGCAUGGCCCCGCUCCCAGCAGCCGCGGCCCCGCAUGGCUCUCCCUACUCCAUGGAAGACGACAACCCCCACAAAUACUUCAUCUCAGGCUUUACCGGCUUCGUGCCCCGCGCCCGCUUCCUGAUCGGGGCCGGCUUCCCCAUCACCACCCACCGUGCCCUGCUGGAGUUCGCCCGGAUGUCCCGCAAGGACGGCAGCAAGCCCAGAGCCAUGGGCACCAGCAGCCUCCUCCCACCGCUGGGACGCACCUACCCCGCAGCCGGGGGGCUGCUGCCCAACUACACCGGGUACAUCCCAGGCUACAAGUUCCAGUUUGGCCGCACCUACGGCCACCUCACCCACGAUGCCCUGCACCUCGGCCUCCCGGAGAAGCAGCGGCCGGAGUAGCCUCCCCGGCAGAGCACGGUGCUGAGCCUGGCCCACACAUGCUGGGGAAUAAAGGCCCACAUGUUGCCCUCCGUGAUCUGCAGGGUUCACACGCACACGGGCAUCCGCUCCCGGAGACCAGGCUGGGGCCGUGCACGGCGGGUGGGGGCUGUAUCCCUGCAGCCUGCUGGUGCUGGCCAGGGCACAGCCAGGGCCAUGGGAGCCUUGGCACGUCCCAGCUGCAGCCUUUCUCCAGCCGUCCCCAGGGCUGAAGGGCUGCGGCGGCGGCCUGGAUCUCAGCAAAGACCCUCCCCUGGCCUGUCCGGCCAUGGCACCCCCAGCCUGGCUGCUGCGGGGGGUGGACCAGAGCCCCCGGGAUGGGGUGGGACUCACGAGCCAGCAGCCAGCGGAGAGCCUGGUCAGCAUCUUUUUUAUUAAUAUGCAUCAUAAAUAAAGAAAUAAAUAAAG
This is a messenger RNA of Alligator mississippiensis (American alligator), 3733 nucleotides long. It is a transcript of the gene CIMIP2B, whose product is annotated as ciliary microtubule inner protein 2B. The transcript is spliced from 8 exons. The record is from RefSeq and is a predicted model, not a curated record. The coding region runs from base 2378 to 3286 and encodes 302 amino acids. NCBI's taxonomy places the organism in Eukaryota, Metazoa, Chordata, Crocodylia, Alligatoridae.